Salpingoeca rosetta is the source of this 1779-nucleotide messenger RNA. RefSeq lists its product as uncharacterized. The transcript is spliced from 2 exons. The record is from RefSeq and is a predicted model, not a curated record. Lineage: Eukaryota; Choanoflagellata; Craspedida; Salpingoecidae. Bases 144 to 1646 code for a protein of 500 amino acids.
GUGUGUGUCUGUGUGUGUGUGUGUGUGUGUCCUGGCCUUGCGUUCUUUCUUCCUUGAUUGCCUCGUUCGCAACUGUACACAAACCCACAAGAAGAAGCAAGCCCACGAACAACACCACUAACAACAACACCAACAAGGCAAGGAUGCGUGUGCGAACGGUGACGGUGUUUGUGGAGGUGCCGCAAGGGCUACGGCCGUCGGCAGAGGAGCUGGACAAGACGAUUGCACACGCGAAGGACCUACUUGAUGCGUGCUCGGGUGCACUGCAGGCGGCGUCAUACGAGGUGCAGACCACGCGCGUGGCAAUGACAGAUCCAUCGCAGUGGCUGGUGCACUGGCCGAGGCAGUGCAACAACGCUGAUGACGCCGGCAGCAAGGCAAAGCGAGCAAAGGCAACACUGCUAUCGGAUGACCUGCGGGUGGAAUUGCAGCGGCUGGAUGGCAUCCUCAAGGCGCACGGGAUCGACUUCUUCAACCUGGGCUGCCUCCAAUCACCGACUGUGGCUGAUGUGCAGCUCGUGCCCGAGGUGCUGCUCUCCAGCUCUCGCUUCAACAUGAGCGUCAACGUCUCCCCGGGGGACCUGGCCACGGCCACCGCCAUCGCAUCAGCUGUUCAGCACGUGGCUCGCCACAGCGAGGGUGGCCUCGGCAACUUCCGCCUGUGCGCGUGCGCCUGCUGCGCUGACGCGAACAUCCCCUUCUUCCCCGCUGGCUCUGCACGCAUGCCGCCGCCGCAGGAGCAACAGCAGCAGCAACCGCAACAGGUUACGUUUGGUGUUGCAGUGGGCCUGGAGAACGGUGACCUCACACGUGAGGCUGCAGCACGCGCAACCGUCAGCGCCCGGCUACCGGAAGCGCUGGCGAGCGUGAUGCUGCCCCACUUGCAGGCAGUCGAACGCACCUGCCGCGAGGCGGUGGAGACACUUGUGGCGGCCACUGGGCUGCCUGCCACGUUUGCGGGCAUCGACACGAGCUACAACCCUUCCCUGGACGCCGGCACGAGCGGGUCCGUGGCUGCGGCACUGAGCUCGCUGGCAGACAUGGCGGAGCUGAUUGACCUCGGUGCCCUGGGCGCAGUAUCCAUUGCCACCACGGCCCUGCAGGCGCUGCCCGUGCAGCAGGUUGGCUACCGUGGCCUGAUGCUCCCCGUGUGUGAGGACCGCCAUCUCGCUGCACUCGCUGCGGGUGUUACCACCACACAGCACGCGCAGAAACAAGCACGGAUGCAGCACGUGACUCAAGAAGAAGGGGUACAAGGUGCACAUGAGACCAAAGAUGCACAAGAAGUACCAGAGGUGCAGCGGCAGCAAGGAGAAGCAGCGCCAGAAGAGGAGGACAACAAUGCAGGGAGCGAAAAGCACCAGGGCAAGAAGGAGCAGAAGGAGCAGAUGCAGGCGCCCGCGUUGACGCUGCAGCGGUUGCUGUUGCUGAGCAGCGUGUGUGGUGUUGGGGUGGACACGGCGCCCAUCCCGGGCGACUUUGACCCGCACCGCCUCGCGCUGCUUUAUUUGGACAUGAGUGGGCUGGCGCAUCGCUGGAACAAGCCGCUCAGCUGCCGCGUGUUCCCUGUUCCGGGCAAGGCUGCCGGAGACAUGACCACCUUUGACUCACCUUACCUCGUCAACACCCGCGUCCUCCCACUGUGACAUGUGUUUGUUUGGGUGGGAACGGGGGAUGGAGUGGAUGGUGGGUUGGAUGGAGAUGAUUGCUUGAUGGGGGUAUAUGGACGGUUCAGGUGUUACGGUUCAUUCAGAGACACACGUACACACACAUACACAC